This is a messenger RNA of Colletotrichum orchidophilum, 567 nucleotides long. RefSeq lists its product as uncharacterized. The record is from RefSeq and is a predicted model, not a curated record. Bases 1 to 567 code for a protein of 188 amino acids. NCBI's taxonomy places the organism in Eukaryota, Fungi, Ascomycota, Sordariomycetes, Glomerellales, Glomerellaceae. The transcript has 2 exons.
AUGCACAUGAACUUCCUCCCCGCCCUCCUCUUCCUCGCCCGAGCCCUCGCCUCCCCCAUCGCCCAACGCGACGGCGAGCAGACGUGCGGCCAAAAGUCAGGCAAGCUCUCCGAAUGGACGCUCACGGGCUUCGACUACCACGCCAGCUACAUCUUCAGCACGCCCGCGCACCAAAACUCGUGGGGUUACAUCAGCUUCAACGUCUCCAACCCGGUCCUCGACUACACCGUCGCCUGCAGCGCCGCCAGCAACCGUCUCAGUGACUUUUUCUACGGCGAGCAGGUGUACCAGUGCGCGCCGCCCGAGGGGGAGAGCGCCGCGACGUCGUUUACGUGGAGUACGCCUGCCAAAGCUGUCGCGUUGAAUCAGUCGUGGACUUGCAAUGAUGAUCCCAAGUAUCCAGCCCGCUACACCGCAAAGGGCGGCGCCGUCGCCAAUCUCCAGUGCGACGAGACGUCUUGGCAAAACGACAACUGGACCAUUGGCCAGAUUUACUCUACGCGCAAUAUCAAAUGCGGCAUCAUCACGCUGCCCACCCCGAUCAAGGAGAUUUCCGCCGUCGCUUAG